AUGGCGCAUCUCGACAACAACGCGUCCAACGCGAUCACGGCGGUAGACCCGGUCGACCGGCCCCACGACAAAGAUGGCAUUUCGACGACGUCCGUCUCUGCCGCUGCCGACAGCAAGCCGGAGCCCCCACAAGAGCCAGAAGCGGCCGGGUGGUUCCACUGGCAUGAGCCAGGCACGUCGGCCGAAGAGAAGAAGCUGAUCUUCAAGCUGGAUUGGUUUCUUUUGAGUUUCGGAUGUUUGAUGUAUUUCAUCAAGCAGCUCGAUCAAAACAACAUAUCCAAUGCUUACGUCUCGGGCAUGUCGGAGGAGCUUGGCUUCGGCCCUGGCAACGAGCUCUCAUGGAUGAACACGUACUUCAACAUCGGUACAAUUAUUGGAGGAAGCUUUGCCAACCUCAUCAUCACCGUCGUUCGUCCGCGCUUCUGGCUUACGGGUUGUCUCUUCGUGUGGUCGCUUUUCGUUCUGUUUCUCUUCAAGUGCAACAGCGCUCAUCAGUUCUACGUCUUGCGCUUCUUUAUUGGCUUAUUUGAGUCAUCUGCUUGGCCGGGAGUCAUGUAUACACUCGGGUCGUGGUAUCGCAAGAGUGAACUUGCCCGUCGCUCCGGUCUUUUCGUCAUGAGCGGCGUUUUGGGCCAAAUGUUCUCCGGCUACCUCCAGUCGGCCCUGUACACCGGCAUGGGCGGUAAAGGAGGCCUAUCAGCUUGGAGAUGGCUUUUCAUCUUCGACUUCAUCUUGGCUAUCCCUGUCGUCAUCUACGGCGUUAUCUGCUUCCCCGACACGCCUCACACCACUCAGGCGUUCUACCUCAACGACUGGGAGAAGGAGCGCGCGCGCCAGCGUAUCGAAGAAGAAGGCCGCAAGCCCGUCGGAAAGAUGAACUGGUCCGUCAUAAGCCGUGUCUUCGGCUCAUGGCAAGUCUACGCAUUCACAGCAGCCUACUGCUUCUGGACACUCACCUGCGGCUCUUACAUCAUUCAAUACUUUACGCUUUACCUCAAGUCGACCAAGAUGUACACGGUACCCGAGAUCAACAACAUCCCCACCUGCGUCGGCGCCAUCAACUUCGUUUUCAUGGUUUCAACGGGCUACAUCGCCGACAAAAUCGGCCGCCGCGGUCCCGUCUGCUUCGCCGUCGGCUGCCUACUCACAUUCGUGUACGCUGUCCUUGCGGCGUGGACCGUCCCCCACAUGCUGCGGAUGGCAGUUUUCAUCCUUGCCGGCUGCUACGGCUGCUACACGCCACUUCUGGCUGGCUGGGCAAAUGAGGCAUGCGGAGGUGACCAGCAGAAGCGCGCCUUUGUGCUCGGCUUCAUGGUAUCAGUCGGCCAGGCGGUAGUCAUCCCUUUCCAACAGUUGCAGAUGCCCAGUGGACAAGCUCCAGCUUUCGCGAAGACUCACGGAUGGGAAAGCGCGCUUGCAUUUGUGGUCGCGCUGACUGUCUGGACGGGUGUUGGUUUGCCCCUGUUCGAGAAGUGGCGGGAGUCCAGGGUGAAAGUUAGCACCCACGAGAGCGACAGCGAGGAAGCUUAG
This is a messenger RNA of Colletotrichum karsti, 1530 nucleotides long. RefSeq names its product pantothenate transporter. Gene Ontology annotation, cellular component: membrane. NCBI's taxonomy places the organism in Eukaryota, Fungi, Ascomycota, Sordariomycetes, Glomerellales, Glomerellaceae. Bases 1 to 1530 code for a protein of 509 amino acids. The record is from RefSeq and is a predicted model, not a curated record. The transcript has 3 exons. Gene Ontology annotation, biological process: transmembrane transport. Gene Ontology annotation, molecular function: transmembrane transporter activity.